GUGGGACGGGUUUUGAGCGAGCAGCAUUCAGGCCGACUCGGCAGUUGUGUCGGCGGAGUAGUCGGUGCUCGGCCGCCGUUGUGUUAGUGUCUCGUUCUCGCCCUCUUCGUCGGGCUGGCCUGCUCUCGAGGAACCACGUCUUAGGACCGCCUUUCUUUGCUACUGUGGCUCUUCGGUGCACUUUCGUCUCGCUUGGAGGAACCCAAAGAUAACGGCGCCUUCUGGACCCAUCUGUGAGAGGACCUGUCGCAACCAGGCCGCUCCCCCUACGGCCACCUCCUUCCCCCUGGCAGCUGGCACCCCUCGCUCACACCCGUCACGGGACCCAACCAUCACUUUCAGUCCCUCGCCCCAGCCUGCACACCAGCGCAUGAGGUCUUGCCUGCCUUGAGAGCACGAUAUCCAUUCUUGGGUCUUUCAUUCUUUGUUUUGUUCGCCUGUUCUUUUCUUCUGCUUCUUCCCACCUAACCUUUCACAUCCUUCUCUCCACUCCAACCUUCCGUCACGUCCUUCACACAGCCUGUGGAGUGUGGUUUGGUGGUACCCCCUCUGAUUGAGUCAUUUUCUCUUUCGCUUCCCCCUUUGCCUUCUCUAACAUCUCUUUUGCUUCCCGUUACUUCUCUCUCUUCCCGUUACUUCCUCUCUUUUCUUCCUGCCCCUUCCUUUCCCUCCUCUACUACCCCUACUAGCACCACCCCUUCCCUCCUUACCCCCAGAAUUGACCCUUAACCUUUGACCCAACAAUGCCCGUCCCUUCUUCUGUGACCACGAGAUAGAAGAGCCUUAGAAGAGACGGUGGCCAAGGAAGCAAGUUCUGCCGAGCAACGUAGGCCCAACCAGCCUUCUAACUUGGAGAAACAGGCGCAGUUGGAAGCGGUUUUUUUUCACUUAGACCUUCCACCAUGGGCGUCCCAAGGCUGGUCCUGACCUUUGUGGGGUUGUGGGCGGCAACAUCAGCAAAGCUUGUUUACGUCGAGGAACAUCUACCGUUAAAGGGUGUGGAGUCGCCCCCCGGCUCACCAUGGCCCCUGCCUCACCACUGGCGACAGGACAUUCGCCAAGUCACUAUAGAUCCCAGUACCUUCAUCAUAACCGCCAACUUGAAAGGCUGUGACGUGAUCGACGCAGCGGUUGAGAGGUAUCAUAGUCUGACCUUGAUCGACCCAGCAGCCACGCCUGACCCCAGCCUGCCUGUAUUGCCCUCGCUGGUGGUGACGGUGGCCUCUGGCUGUGACCACACGCCGCACCUGAAUCUCCAGCCGGAUUAUGAGUCUUAUACCCUGGAGGUCUCCGGGCCGGGCGUGGGCGAGAGCGUGGGCGUGGAAGAGGGUCAGAUCCAGGUGGUGGGCGAGGGGUCUGCCCGCCUUCAGGCCCCGACAGUGUGGGGCGCCUUGAGAGGACUCGAGACCUUCUCCCAGCUGGUCUUCAUCACGGAGCAAAAUAACCACUACACACUCAACGAGACACUGAUCGAGGACGCACCGAGGUUCCCCCACCGAGGCAUCCUGCUGGACACUGCCAGACACUUCCUGCCGAAGAACACCAUCCUGCAGGUGUUGGACUCGAUGUCGUGGAAUAAGAUGAACGUCUUGCACUGGCACAUUGUCGACGAUCAGAGUUUUCCUUACGAGUCUAAGAUCUUCCCCAACCUCACACAUCACGGCGCAUAUACCCGCCGCCACAUAUACACUCAGAAGGAUGUGACUGACAUCGUAGAUUACGCCAGGUACCGAGGCAUCAGAGUGAUCCCCGAGUUCGAUACGCCAGGACAUGCCCAGGGCUUCGGCAAGGCAUUUUCGCAUUUACUUACCCCGUGUUAUGGUGACGGCCAGACGCCGGGGACAUCCAACUACCCUCUCCACGCGGCGUAUGAGAAUUUCGACCCCACGAACCCACAGGUUUAUGAAUUCGUCAAAGCUUUCCUGGUGGACCUGAAACACACGUUCGUAGACGGGUACAUUCACUUGGGUCUCGACGAGGUGUUCUUAGCCUGCUGGUUGAGCUCGCCAGUCGUCCGGGCUUUCAUGGAGCGCCACAACUACACCGAGAUCGGCCAAGUCGAGCAGCACUAUGUGGACCGAGUGCUGGAGUUGGCUGAGCUCACGCCCAUCAAAUACAUUACUUGGCAAGACCCAGCUGACCGUGGCACGAAGAUGGCCAACACGAGCGUGGUGCAAGUAUGGAAGGACGUGUCCCUUUCGCCCAGCAAGAUGCGCGGCUGGAGAGACUAUGUCCACAAACUGACGAAGGCUGGCCACCAGAUCAUCCUCUCCUCCUGCUGGUACAUCAACUACAUCACCUACGGCCAGGACUGGAGGAACUUCUACAACUGCGACCCCACUGAUUUUGAUGGAACGGCCGAACAGAAAUCGCUGGUGCUGGGCGGAGAGGCAGCCAUGUGGGGAGAGUACGUGGACGCUACAAACCUCCUGCCGAGGCUGUGGCCGAGAGCCUCAGCCGCCGCCGAGCGGUUGUGGUCCCUGCCGGUGAGCGAGGCGCCUUCCACGGACGACGCUGCGUACAGGCUCGACCAACACCGGUGCAGGAUGCUCAGGCGCGGCAUCCCGGCUCAGCCCAUCCUCAACGGCUACUGCGGCGAGUGGGAGGUCCCCGAAGACACGCCGCUCUCCACCUACUCCACCACCACCCCGAUCUCCACCCCGACGACCCCAACCCCACCGCCUCCCACAACCACGCCCCAGACCACGACCCCCACCUCCUCUACGACCACAACCACCACAGUCACGACCACCACCGCCACCACGACCACACCCUCCACACAGCCUUCCACGUCCCCGCCCUCGACGUCCACCACCACAGCCCAGAGCCAGGAGCCACAGACAAACACAGAGGCACCCGCACCGCCGCCUGCAGCAGAAGUCCCUGCAGAAGGUGGCGGUUCCCCUGACCGCGCCAACGCCCCCACCACUGCAGCGCCUCCUUCAACUACCCCGGCUCCUCCCGCGGAAGUACAAGGCGUCCCGGAAACGACGCUGGUGGAGUCCGUGGAGACGCCCCCGGAAGAACCAGCGGUAGGCUCGUAGGGCAGCGAUAGGCCUACCUACUCAUACUCAUACGUGAAAGUAUUAUAUAUUUUCUUCUCCACGAUUGCCGCCCCGUGUAAGAGUUAUCCAUACUGUCUUAACCGCUGUGUCUUCACAUUGUAAUGCCAUGGUCAAAUGUAUGUUUAAGUUAAAUAUAUUUUAUACGUGUA
This is a messenger RNA of Penaeus chinensis, 3214 nucleotides long. RefSeq names its product beta-hexosaminidase subunit beta-like. The record is from RefSeq and is a predicted model, not a curated record. Gene Ontology annotation, biological process: carbohydrate metabolic process; ganglioside catabolic process; glycosaminoglycan metabolic process. The transcript has 14 exons. Gene Ontology annotation, molecular function: beta-N-acetylhexosaminidase activity. Gene Ontology annotation, cellular component: membrane. The coding region runs from base 903 to 3044 and encodes 713 amino acids. NCBI's taxonomy places the organism in Eukaryota, Metazoa, Arthropoda, Malacostraca, Decapoda, Penaeidae.